AUGGUAUCUCGAAUUACACCGCCUUCGUCGUCGCCGACUCAGCCUGACCGUGUGCAGCCAUACGCAGCCGGGCCGUUCGACUGUCAGCAAAAUGACUGGCCCGGCUCUUCUGCACCCCCGCCAAAACGGCGACGCAAAGACUCCCCUGUGGCCGGCGAGCCGGAGGUCAUUGGCUUGUUGAGUAGUGAUGACCUCACACCAGGUCUGGCAAACCGCCAGCCUAGCCAGCCUCAGCACUCGGAGCCAGCGCCAGUGCUGCAGCAAAAUGCAGGUCCUCACGCCCGUCCGUCUCCAGUCAAACAAAGGCCAUCCGGCCCUCCGCGGUCGAAGCCGCGAGCCUCGAACCCUGCCAAAGCCCUGGCCAAGGCUGCUGCCAAUGGGCAAACCGAGGCAGCACCACCCGCCGGGCCUCAAGCUCCAGAGGUAGUUUGCGAGCCACCCCCGACCACCAGUCACCAUGGCCCUCAAAGUGGCUGGGCUGUUGCCCCCUCCGCACCACACCCUCCUGACAGGCAACAAAGCUGGCAGCCGCCAUUACCUGGCAUUGUGCCCCCUCCUCCCUUUCAGCCGGUCUGGAACACCCCAGCGCCACCUGUGUAUCCGCAAGAGGACCCUUGGACGAAUCCCAGCAAUGUUGACCUGUAUCCGAUGAACCCCUUUUUCCAGCAUUGGUACCCUGGGGGACAGCCAUUCUUGCAGCCUCAAGAGCAGCCGUGGUCCCGGCAGCCGAGGUAUGCUUAUGAUAUGCCUGCUCAAACGAACACGUUCGUCAGUUACACCUCACCUGUGUACCCGAUGCCAGUUGACGGGACUGCUGAACGGCCUAUCUUGUUGGAUGAUGAACCGAUCCAGGCAUUUCAUGUCCCUUGA
This is a messenger RNA of Diaporthe citri, 870 nucleotides long. RefSeq lists its product as uncharacterized. NCBI's taxonomy places the organism in Eukaryota, Fungi, Ascomycota, Sordariomycetes, Diaporthales, Diaporthaceae. The coding region runs from base 1 to 870 and encodes 289 amino acids. The record is from RefSeq and is a predicted model, not a curated record. The transcript has a single exon.